CAAGAAAACGUCAUCGGCAUUACGGAAAACUGAAAUUGCGCGCGACGUCGUCGACCGGGGAGUCAGGGAGUGACCCUGCGCUCACGGCUACGUGCAAAGCUGUGCUCGGUACAGCAGUACAAAGUCGGUCUGACAUUUGGUCCAGCGGAACAAAACGGAGUUCUGAAUCGCGGGUUUAGGCCAAAUAGACCUAAUCUCGACUUGUCGUCAGCUGUUGUGCAUCAGUAACGUCACCAGGUUGAAAAUGGCUUCCUUACCAACCGUUCUGCAAGGGAAACCUGUCAAUGAAGCCAUUAAACCACUCCUCUGGCUGCUAGGAAAAUGGGAAUCUUCAGAAGGGAAUGGGUCCUUCCCCUCCAUCUCACCAUUUAAAUAUGGUGAACGGAUUGAAUUUUACUCACUAGGUCAGCCAAUGGUUAACUACUCGUCCUUCACAUGGCAUCUCGAGAAGAAAAACCCUAUGCAUCUUGAGUCAGGCUUCUUACGAAUUAACCCAGGAACUCAGCAAGUGGCUUUCAUGCUAGCACAUAAUUUUGGCCUGACAACAGUGGAAGAGGGUGAAGUUGUUGACCACAAGAUAACUUUGACUUCUAAAUCUGUUUCAAGAAUGUCCUGGGCCAAAGGUCCAUCUGUCACAAAAAUUUCACGUAAUUUCUCACUUAUAGAUGAUAAUACUCUGGAACAAGUAGUAUUCAUGGAAACUGCAAAUACUCCUCUUUGUGAACAUCUUAAAAUUGUGUACAACAGAGUGUCAUAAUUUUUGAGGUAUGUAAUGGUUAAUCAUAAUAAAUAGACAAAAUUUGAUAA
Molecule: messenger RNA, 807 nt
Organism: Frankliniella occidentalis (western flower thrips)
Lineage: Eukaryota; Metazoa; Arthropoda; Insecta; Thysanoptera; Thripidae
Product: peroxynitrite isomerase THAP4
Exons: 5
Coding region: 245-757 (170 amino acids)
Source: RefSeq, a predicted model, not a curated record